AGUAGUUACAACAAUGUCGGACGUGGAGAUUGAACAGCAACCGGAUCCGGCGCACUUGGCUGUGGUGAUGACGCCUCGACGACGCCGUCACAGUGGACGCCGUGGAAUCGGGCCCACAGCCCAAGAUGCCAAAGUGUCAAAGACACCGACAUCCGCAUCGCCCUCGCGAAGCUGUCCACUGGCACACGGCACUAAAGACAAUUGGACCUGGAGCAAUCGCAAUCGUUCCAAUGAGGUGGUGCUAAGCGGCCCCAAUUUUCGCACUGUUCACUUCCAUCCCAACUGGAGCAAGGGCACCGCCGGAGUCCAGGGCAAGCGGCCACUCAACAAUGGUCGCUACUACUGGGAGCUGCAUGUGUCACAGAGGGUCUUCGGGACCUCGAUAAUGUUUGGGAUUGGCACCCGGUCGGCUCGGCUACAUGCCAAUGCCUUCCGCAAUAUGCUGGGGGAGAACGAGCACGGAUGGGGACUCUCACACAAGGGCGUGCUCUGGCACAACGGCGUGGCCCUACUGUAUACGAAGCGUUUCCGCGAGAAUCAUUCCACCCAGAUUGGUGUGCUUUUCGACGGUAUUGAGGGCACGCUGACUUACUAUAAGGAUGGAAAGUGUCUAGGCGUGGCCUUCAGGGGAUUGGAUAAAAUUGAGGAACCUCUCUAUCCCAUCGUAUGCUCGACAGCCGCCAAAACGGAGAUGACUCUAAAGAGUGCUCGGCGUGAGUUUGUCAAUCUCCAGGAUCGUUGUCGGGCCGUGAUUAUGCGGCGAGUCCGAAGCUCCUCUCAACUGGAGAAGCUCAAGCUUCCGCUGCCGAUCCGUGCCUACUUGAGUGAAGUCAUUGAUGACAAAGAGCCGCUGCGUCAGGUCGACAACUAUGAUAUACUAUGUGAUUUCUAGAGUUUGGAACAUCUGUACCGCAUCUCCCAAAUAAUCUCCCAAUAAUCCGCAUCUCUAUUAUAACCGUUGGAUUUUGGAAGGAGAGAAGUGGAACAGUCCCAAACCAUACAAAAUAAUAUCUAAGCUGCGACCCGUGAAACUGUUGUUGUGCCAUCAAGUGGGUCUGAAAAGAAACAAGAGGGAAAACGUUUCUAGAAAAUACUAUUGUACAUUUUCAAGUAAUUCUAAAUUGUAUUUUACGUUUUGCUAUAAUACUUUCUUGGUUUUGUUUA
Drosophila persimilis is the source of this 1164-nucleotide messenger RNA. It is a transcript of the gene SP555, whose product is annotated as SPRY domain-containing SOCS box protein 3. Gene Ontology annotation, biological process: proteasome-mediated ubiquitin-dependent protein catabolic process. The transcript has a single exon. Gene Ontology annotation, molecular function: protein binding. The record is from RefSeq and is a predicted model, not a curated record. Gene Ontology annotation, cellular component: SCF ubiquitin ligase complex. Bases 14 to 892 code for a protein of 292 amino acids. Lineage: Eukaryota; Metazoa; Arthropoda; Insecta; Diptera; Drosophilidae.